GACAAGCGGGAGGGGAGGGAGGAGAGGCAGACAUCGACACCUAGGCAGUGGCAGUUAUAUCCACAAGACGAGAGGGGAUAGACGUUUCUCAAUGGAGUGCGUAUUUUGAACCAUAGCCUGUACAGGGACCUCAGAGUGGAAAAAAAUAUUUUUCAAUCCGGCGUUGAUCGUGCAGCUGCGGGAAGGGAAAAUUGGGCGCAAGGAAUAAACAUGGCCCCAAGUCUAUAUCUCCACGGGGCCUUGGCUGUGUUUUGUGUGACUCUAACCUGCAAUGGAUUUAAUAUAGACUCACGGUUUCCAGUUAUCAAAGAAGGGAAAACCAAGGGCAGUUUCUUUGGAUUUGCUGUUGCCUUACACAAACAGACGGAAGGGUCCACGAAAUACCUUCUCCUGUCAGGAGCACCCAAGGAGAAAGCCCUGGCUCUGAGGAACGUCAAUGAGACGGGCGCCAUCUACUCCUGUCCUGUCACCACAGAGCUUAACGACUGUGAAAGGAUGGACUUGGUCAGCUCCACGGACUCGUCUGAGAUAGUGGAGGGGAUGUGGCUGGGAGUGACUGUGGCCAGCCAGAGAGACCUGCCAGGGGGUCGAGUGCUGGCUUGUGGGCAUCGCUACGUGAAGGUGGUGCGGGGGGGCGCAGAGGAGCAGCUGCGGAUGGUGGGGAAGUGCUACGUCAGGGGCAAUGACCUGACCUUCAACCCCAACGACGAGUGGCAGGACUACAGCUACGAGGUGUGCAACCCCAACUUCGACAUGGAGCUGGAGGGCUUGUGCAACAUGGGCAUCUCGGGGGGCAUGACCGACACGGACGUCUACAUCGGCUCUGUGGGCAGCUACGUGUGGCAAGGCAACGUUCAUGUAACGUGGAGAGACCCUGAUCCAGGAAACGCGUGGGACUCAAGUGACAAAGACUUUGGGCAACUGAACAGACGAUACAGCUACAUGGGUUACUCUGUCAAUGAGGACAAGAAGCUGCUGAGUCAAGACUACUUCACGGUAGUGACGGGGUCUCCCAGAGAUGAAUCCAAGGGCUCAGUGAUGCUGGCUAAGAAGGGCAGCACAGCGUUGGUGACCGAGUUCAUCAUCCCAGGAGAACAAGUGGGCUCGUACUUUGGGAACAGCCUAGCUGUCACCGACCUCAACAAUGACAACUGGAAUGACCUGAUCGUAGGUGCCCCAUUCUACUUUGACCGUCAGAAAGAGGAGGGAGGAGCGGUGUACGUCUUCAUGAAUGAGAACGGCUCUUUCCAGAAGACACCUAGCAUGGUACUGAAGGGUCCUACGGCAUCUGGUUUUGGAUUCGCCGUGGCAGCCAUUGGCGACGUCAACCAAGAUGGAUUCCAAGACUUUGCAGUAGGAGCCCCAUUCCAUGAGACUGGGAAUGUCUACAUCUGGAUGGGAAGCAAGAAGGGCAUCUCUGAGGAGCCUAGUCAGGUUAUUGAAGGGAAGUCAGUGGGUAGUGGUGGGUUCCAGACCUUUGGCUAUUCCAUCAGUGGAGGUAUGGACAUGGAUGAGAACAGUUACCCUGACCUCCUGGUUGGUUCUCUGGAUGACCGCAUCGCUCUGCUCAGGGCUCGUCCAGUGAUCCAUCUCUCUAAGAACUUCACCGUGCUGCCAGAGAUUGUGGACCCUAACCUUUGUCCCCGUGGAAACAAAUCCUGUGUGACUGUGACAGUGUGUUUCUCCUACACACUCAGCAAUGGAAACAAAGAUUUCAAGAAAAACAUCAUGGUGAAGUACACAGUGGAAGCCGACAUGCAUCGCCGGAGCCCUCGAGUUCUCUUCCUGGUCAAUAAGCUUGCCACCUACACAGGCCUCCUUACCAUGCCAUCUCCCAAGACCGAGUGUCAGGUGCUGGAGCUCAGACUAGAGGAUCCUGUGAGGGACAAACUGGAGCCGGUGGUUUUCUCCCUCAACGUGUCCCUGGAUGAGCAGAAACCCAAAGUUAGAAAGGCCCUGCAGAACCUGGACUCCUACCCUGUACUGAGCCACAAACAGAAAGUGACUGAGAGGAAAGAGAUCAACUUCCAGAAGGAGUGUGGCUCAGACAACAGGUGCACCAGUAACCUGCAGCUAACAGCUGCGUUUGCUAACGAAUUACUGAAGCCUUACCCCAGUCAGGGGAAACGCCAAUUGCUGCAGUACAGCAGUAAUGUGAAAAAGGUGGUGCUACUUGUGGAGAUAACUAACGUGCCAGGCCCUGGGAAGGUAGCUGAGGACGCCCACCAGGCCAUGCUCAACAUCUCCACCCCCUCCACGCUCCGUUACUCUGGCGUGCGCUCCCAUGAUACUGGUGUAGAAUGCCGUGCAGGAGAGACUGUUAUGUGUGAGCUGGGGAAUCCACUGAGGAGCAAUGAGAAGGUCUCUCUGCAGCUCAUCUUUGAAACAACAGGGAUCAACCUCCAGACCAGGGAGAUUGAGUCUCAGUUGCUGCUGUCCACGUUGAGUGAGCAGAAUGACCUGUACCCGGUGUCUGUGGUUCUGUUGAUAGAGACCUCCAUCCAGACCUCCUUCUCCAUAGAGAAUCCCCUGGUCCAGACCUACUUCAGCGGGGAGGUGAUGGGAGAAUCAGCUAUGAACACGACCAGUGACGUGGGCAGUCUUGUGGAAUACACCUUCAAGGUGUCAGUGGAGGGAGAGCCUCUGGGGGCACUGGGGAUCCUGGCCGUAGAGUUUGAGUGGCCCUUCGAGGUGACCAGUGGGAAGUGGCUUCUCUACCUGACUGAGAUCGUCACCAAGGGGACAACUGAGACCCACUGUGUCCCUCCAGGGGACAUCGUCAAUCUUCUCAACCUCACAUUGUCCAAGAACAGGAGCAAACGUCCCAAGCGAGCGGUGGAGGGCGAACACCCUCGCAUCAUCGAGCCACAGGCUGUCCUUACCGUGCUGACUCCUCGUAAAGAGACCUACCUCCUGGAUUGUUCAAAGUGGACAGCCCGCUGUGUGACGUUCACCUGUCCCUUGAUCAACAUGUCUACCUCUGCCAAGAUCAUUGUGAGGUCACGGGUGUGGAACAGCACUAUGCUAGAGGACUAUAAAAAUGCUUUGAGGAUUAAGGUUAGAGGUCAGGCCACACUGAAACUUGUGACGGACAACCCCACCAUCAAGAUGGAAAAUGAGACCAGAGAGUUCAUAGUGGACAUUGACCCAGUCCUUGGGGUGGAAACACCUUACGAGGUUCCCCUGUGGAUCAUCAUCGUUGCCGUGGUAGCAGGAAUCCUGCUGUUAGGAGUCAUCAGCAUCAUACUAUGGAAGCUUGGCUUCUUCAAGCGGGCCAUCUACUACCGGAUUAUGCCAAAGUACCAUGGAGUGAAAAUCCGUAAGGAGGAACGCUACCAGUUUAACAUGGGCUUCCAGCCAGAGGAUCCAGACAAGAAGUACUGGAUCACCAACUGGACAGAGAUGCAACGUUACUACUACUGAAACCCUGACCUAUGACCCUGAACUCUGAACUCUUGACCUCUGCCAAAGUUCAGGAGCAUUGUGACGGAAGGACACAAGGGUUUUUGGGAUGUCACACAACUUGGAGGGCACAGCAAACAGACCAAUUGUGAAUACUGAUCACUGACCACAUUGAUUCUGGAACCUUUCUCCUCUGUAGAUUUCAUCAAAAUAUUUUUUUGUUCUUUUUUUGUGCAAUAUGCCAAAUAUUCUGUUUCAGAAAUUGCGAUGUUUAAAGUAUUUUGAUGAAAGCAGUGUUGUACAUUGAAAGAGUGUUUAAAAUCCCAGUUUGGUUGUAAAUUUGAUUUAUUUUCCUACCACUGCAUAUUUAAGUACUGAAAAAAAAAAAAAAACCUUUGCAUGUAUAUUUUUCUUCCAUAUGAUCUAUCUGCAAGUUCCUGAGCAAAGUAGUUUUUUUGUCGUCACUGUUUAUUUUUUUAAUCAGGUGAACGAGUCUGUAGAGAGUCUGUAAAAAUUCUUAGUGAAUGUACUGUUCCUUUCAUAUCUCUUUGUUUUAGAAUGUCACUGAUUGUCAGUGGUUUAGCGCUGAUGUCACUACAACAGUAGUUUGGGAGAUUAUUUUGAACUGUGUAGAGCUUUAUUAAUCAUCAGGAUGACUUUGUUAUGACAGAACAAUGACAGUGCCUUAAAAGAGAUCGAUUCAGUGAUGACACUCUACAGUGCCUUCAGGAAGUAUUCAAUACCCCUUGAUUUAUUCCACAUGUUGUUGCGUUACAAUGCUUGAAAUCAAAAAUGGAUUAAAUAAAUACAAAGUCUCACGCAUCUACUCACAAAACCCCAUUAUGACAAAGGGGAAACAUCUUUUUAGAAAUGUUUGCUAAUAUAUUGAAAAUUAAAUACAGAAAUAUCUCAUUUACAUAAGUAUUCCCACCCGAUGGGUCAAUACAUGUUAGAAUCACCUUUGGCAGUGAUUACAGCUGUAAGUUUUUCUGGGUACGUCUCUAAGAGCUUUGCACACCUGGAUUUGACAAUAUUUGCACAUAAUUAUUUUUUUUAUUCUUCAAGCUCUGUCAAGUUGGUUGUUGAUCACUGCUGGACAGCCAUUUUCUACUCUUGCCAUAGAUUUUCAAGCCGAUUUAAGUCAAAACUGUAACUAGGCCACUCAGGAACAUUCAAUGUCGUCUUGGUAAGCAACUCCAGUGUAUUGUGUCUUAGGUCAUGUGCUUAGCUCUAUUCCGUUUCUUUUUAUCCUAAAAAAAUCUCCCUAGUCCUUGCCGAUGACAAGCAUACCCAUAACAUGAUGCAGCAACCACCAUGCUUGAAAAAAUAUGUGGUACUCAUUGUGUUUUCGUUUACCCGAAACAUAACGUUUCGUAUUCGGGACAUACAUUUAAUUUCUUUGCCAAUUUUUCUGCAGUUUUACUUUAGUGCCUUAUUCCAAGGAAUAUUUUUUAAAAUUCUGUACAGCCUUCUUUUCACUGUGUCAUUUAGGUUAGUAUUGCGGAGUAACCACAAUGUUGUUGAUCCAUCCUCAGUUUUCUAUCACAGCCAUUUAACUCUGUUUUAAAGACACGAUUGGCCUCAUGGUGAUAUCUCUGAGCAGUUUUCUUCCUCUCCGGGCAAACUGAGUUAUGAAGUACGCCUGUAUCUUUGUAGUGACUGGAUAUGGUACACCAUCCAAUGUGUAAUUAAUAACUUCACCAUGCUCAAAGGGAUAUUCAAUGUCAGCUUCUUUACAUUUUUACCCAUCUACUAAUAGGUGCCCUUUGCAAGGCAUUGGAAAACCUCCCUGGUCUUUGUGGUUGAAUCUGUGUUUGAAAUUCACUGAUUGACUGAUGGACCUUACAGAUAAUUGUAUGUGUGGGGUACAGAGAUGAGGUAGUCAUUCCAAAAAAUUCACGUUAAACACUAUUAUUGCACACGGAGUGAAUCCAUGCAACUUAUUAUGUGACUUAAGCAAAUGUUUACUCCUCAACUUAUUUAGAGUGACAUAAGAAAGGGGUUGAAUACUUGUUGACUCAAGAAAUGUCAGCUUUUCAUGUCUUAAAACAUAAUUCCACUUUUACACGAUGUGGUAUUGUGUGUGUAGGACAGUGACACAAAAUCUAAAUGUAUUCCAUUUGAAAUUCAAGCUGUAACACAACAAAAUGUGGAAAAAGUCGAGGGGUGUGAAUACUUUCUGAACGCACUGUAUGUCUGUGGAUUGCAUGCAGUACUCUCCAGUGCAAGAUCAAGCAGUAUAAUGUUGGUGCAUUGCAAACAGGAAACUUGUAUCUGCACAGCUUUAGACGGAGCAUAUUUUCAGGGUUUAAAGAGUUAGAGAUUAAAGUCACUGUUGUUUCCAGUAGAUCUUGGAUGGACAGAAAGCACAUUACAGAAGGGAAACAAGAAAAACAAGUUGUAUGAAAGCAGAUUAGCGUUUUUCGUCAUGGACGUCUUGUUCUGGAGGCUGCUCUGUAGAGUGGACACUAGCUAAUGACUUCCGGCGCCCGACAGAGAUGGCCGCCUCGGUUACACGCAUUUCGCUACACUCGCAUUAACAUCUGCUAACCAUGUGUAUGUAACAAAUAACAUUUGAUUUGAUUUGAUUUUAGCUGGCACAGCCACAAAGUCAUCAAAUUCGGAAUUUAAACAAAAAGCUCAUUUUUGUUUUCACUAUUUUUUACAAUAUAGCAAAUUUCGACUUUGUAGCUGCCUCCAGGACAAGACAUUUACCUGCGGUAUGAAAUGGCAGUACACACUGUAUGUCACCCUACUGGCCCUAUCCAUCCUCUGCAUAUCUGCUUCUCACAAUGGCCCCUAAGCACUCCAGCAAGACAUAGAAUAGCCUAGUGGUUGCUUGUUUUUAUGCUCCAUCUUUGAAACAAGCCAAUAUUCGGUGGUGGGAUGGGAUGGUUGUAGUGCACUUGAACUGUGAGUGGCCGACGAGAGAUGAACACUUCCCUAAAUUAGGAUUUAUUUCACUGAACUGUGUGAUUUGACGACAGUAGAGCGCCGGUGCGGUUGUUCUUGAUGUAAUCAUAUAGAGGGAGUCGUAACACUGAACUUAAUGUAUAGGUCUUUGGCCUGAUUACUGUACAUGACAGCAAUGUCAGCGGGCUACAGACACUACACUUAGGGCCAUAUUCAAUCCGUAUUGUGGAAAUUCAGCGUUACAGCGUGAUUUGAAUUUAAAGGCAAUUCUCCCGCGUUAGCGGAGACUGCAUUCACGGUAAACGCUGUACCACACAGUGUACUGUAGAUAGUGAGCGUGAACAACGGGAUUUGAUGUAUUCAUAUUCUCGUUGUAAAUUACCCUGUGACUGCUCAAAUGGAAUGACUGACUGUUUGAAUGACUGCAUUUCUCCUGAAUCAUUUACAUUGUAACAUUUUACUUGCGUAGUUUCUUCCAUCGUUCAUUACUGUGCUUCAUAUUGUGAAGUUAUGUGGAAUGUUUGGUGUGCGGCAGAGCAUUUCUUGUUGUGGUCAACCGGCAUAACUAAUGCCCACAGAGCAUUUCUUGUUGUGGUCAACCGGCAUAACUAAUGCCCACAGAGCAUUUCUUGUUGUGGUCAACCGGCAUAACUAAUGCCCACAGAGCAUUUCUUGUUGUGGUCCACCUGCAUAACUAAUGCCCACAGAACAUUUCUCAGUAUACAGAGAGUAGACAGCUACUGGAGUGGUUACACAACUGUCUGUCAGCAUACCAAAUGGCACCCUAUUCCCCACGUAGUGCAUUACUUUUGACAGUGGUGGAAAGUACUUAAUUAAAAAUACUUUAAAGUACUACUUAAGUAUUUUUUGGGGGGUAUCUGUACUUUACUGUUUAUAUAUAUUUUUUACAACUUUUACUUUUACUUCACUACAUUCCUAAUGAAAAUAAUGUACUUUUUGCCCAUACGUUUUCCCUGACAUCCAAAAGUACUCGUUACAUUUUGAAUGCUUAGCAGGACAGGAAUAUGGUCCAAUUCAUUCACUUAUCAAGAGAACAUCCCUGGUGAUCACUACUGCCUCUGAUCUGGCGGACUCACGAAACAAAAAUGCUUCAUUUGUAAAUGAUGUUUGAGUGUCCCCCUGGCUAUCAGUAAAUUUUUUAAAACAAGAAAACUGUGCCGUCUGGUUUGCUUAAAAUAAUUUAUACUUUUACUGUUGAUACUUAAGUAUAUUUUAGCAAUUACAUUUACUUUUGAUACUUAAGUAUGUUUAAAACCAAAUACUUUUAGACUUUUACUCAAGUAGUAUUUUACUGGAUGACUUUUACUCAAGUAUGACAUUUGGGUACUUUUUCCAUCACUGACUUUUGAGCAGACCUUAUGGGCAGUGGUGUAAAGUACUUAAGUAAAAAUAUUUUAAAGUACUACUGAAGUAUAUUUUUGGGGUAUCCUUACUUUACUUUACUACUUAUAUUAUUUUGACGACUUUUACUUCUCUACAUUCCGAAAUAAAAUAUUGUACUUUUUACUCUAUACAUUUUCCCUGACACCCAAAAGUACGUUACAUUUUGAAUGCUUAGCAGCACAGGAAAAUUGUCAAAUUCCCUCACUUAUCAACAGAACAUCCCUGGUCAUCCCUACUGCCUCUGAUCUGGCAGACUCAUUAAGCACACAUGCUUCGUUUGUAAAUUAUGUCUAAAUUUUGGAGUGUGCCCCUGGCUAUCCGUAAAUUUUAAAAACAAGAAAAUGGUGCCAUCUGGUUUGCUUAAUAUAAUGAAUUUGAAAUUAUUUAUACUUUUACUUUUGAUACUUAGGUACAUUUUUGCGAUUACAGUUACUUUUGAUACUAAAUUAUAUUGAAAACCAAACACUUUUAGACUUUUACUCAAGUACUAUUUUACUGGAUGACUUUCACUUUUACUUGAGUCCUUUUUUAUUAAGAUAUCUUUACCUUUAAUCAAGUAUGACAAUUAGGUACUUUUUCCAUCACUGCUUAUGGGCCCUUGUCAAAGGUAAUGCAAUAAAUAGGGGAUAGGGUGCCAUUUGGUCUGCAGAAGACAGUUGUGUAACCACUCCAGUAGCCAUCACCUGAGGCACCAGAGAUAUUCUGCAAAGAGAUUCUUUAACCGGUCAUCUGUAGCCGUUGCUACAGACGUUCCAUUGACUCACAAAAUGGCUGGGGACGGAGGGGGGAUGUCAAAUCAAACUUUAUUUGUCACAUGCGCCGAAUACAACAAGUGUAGACCUUACUGUGAAAUGCUUACAUACAAGCCCUGUAUAGCGACAGUGGCGAACUGCUAGGGCCUACAUAAAUCUGUCCCAACAGCAGUCCCAAUGCCUUACCACUGCUACACCUGGCUAUCAACGGAGCCUCAUUUACUGCCUUUUUUAAAAAAACAUAGCUGAUAUGGCUGACUUGUUAAAAAAUGUGGUUUCUACUGACAAUUGAGAUGUACAAACUAUGGCAUGAGGGGACGACAAGCGGAUGAGGCAAUCCAUAAUUUCGAUUAAGACAUUAAUGAGCGAGCUAGGACGUCCGUUGUCAAUAUAACUAUUUGUUCAGCACUUUUGAAAUGUACAGCGACAGAAUUUAGAACAUGGGCUGUUCUUACAGUGUUCUCCCUGUACACUAAGUCAGAACCGUAGGAUAAAUAAAGGGGACAUAUAAGCAGACAAUGAAAGCGCUUACAAUAGUCGAUAAUUACAUUUCUCAAAAACAGGUUAAAGGCUUACAUGUGCACCACCAAGUCAGAACAGUAGGCAAAAUUAAGAGGUGAAAAUAUACCAAAUUAUUAGGGUAAGGCACAUGGGCUACUAACAGCUUACUGAACAACAUACACUUAGUAUUACUUUCUUAGCUACAGUAUACAUAUCUCCCUGGCAUGUUACAUCAUUUAUGCAGCAGCAUACAAUACAUUUUUGGACUCACCUUGUUGUGCUGGGCUCACUUGAACAGGAAGGUGGCAAAGUAGUUCUUCGUGGGCAAAUUUUGUCAUCAGUCUUUGUCAUCAAAGUCUCUGGAUUUAUGGUUCUUUCAAGACAACUGGAAAAAUAAAAAUGAAAGUAGAAUCAUGAUGACGUCAGUGAUCUUCAGGUCGUAGCUCUAGUAAGAGGCCCGAGUUCCGAAUUUACAAUUACGAGUUGGAUGAAAGUUCAAAACUUAUUUUCCCAGUCGUAGUUCAUUUUUCCUGAGUUCCCUAGUUGUCUUGAACUCACUAAAAGUCUGAUUUUGCAGUUUUGAGCACGGCACAAAUCAUGCUUCAUUGACAGCACAGCCAAUGUUGAAUGUUUAUCAUUUUAAACUUGGAAAAGAGACUUGGGACCACACAGCCACUCCACUGAAUAGCAGGCUAGUGAUUGCUAUGCAAUGCUUGCAGUUACCGACUGAUUCCUUCCAAACCGCUCAUUGUUGAAUUUCCGAUUUCCUUCUUGUUGGAUAAUGUUUAUGUCUAAUGGCCGAUGAGCACCGAUACAUUUUAUCUAUAAUUUCUCAUAUGACAAGGAUUAAAAAGGAUUAGCCAGUAGAUUGUCUACUUGAUUCAUGAGGAUGACCGCUAGCUAAGAUUUUGAAAGUCUGAUGUUGACAUGAUCAGUCCAAUCAAACCUACUGUACAUAUAACGUGAUUUGACGUAAUUUUAUCUGUGGCCAAUGACCUUGAGCCUUCUUGGAUGGGCACUCCUAAUAUAACUCUAUGGCAGCACCCAAGGAGCUUGAUUUUUCUUGCUCUACCUUUAGACUUGGAGGUGACGUAGUGUCCCCAUGAGUGACAGAACACUUAGCCAUUCACAGCGCAGCGCUCCAUAUUUUCUGCUGGCUUGCCCCACCACCACAGAAAGCACUGAGCUAGGCUGAAACACCUGCAUUUGAGCUGCUUUACUCAAGAAAAAAAAGAGACCAUGUUUGCAUGCAGCUUUAUUAACACAAUGAUAUAUAUAUUUUUACAGUGUUUGGAAACUGAUGUGAUACGUAUUAAUGCCAAAAUAACAUGCAAAACAGGCAAGUCCCCCCAAAAAUAUAUAUAAAAAUAUAUUAUUUUUUUGCUUAAAAUGUGGGACUCAAAACAGGUGGGGCUCUGCCUGAAAGACGGGUCGUCACUGUAGUGUUAUUUUAUACCAUGCAGUGUCAAUGUAUUGUAAUUAAACAGUUUUUACCCGUUAUUAAUA
Messenger RNA from Oncorhynchus nerka (sockeye salmon), 10478 nucleotides. It is a transcript of the gene itga3b, whose product is annotated as integrin, alpha 3b. Gene Ontology annotation, cellular component: integrin complex; external side of plasma membrane. The record is from RefSeq and is a predicted model, not a curated record. Gene Ontology annotation, molecular function: integrin binding. Gene Ontology annotation, biological process: integrin-mediated signaling pathway; cell-cell adhesion; leukocyte migration. The transcript has 25 exons. Lineage: Eukaryota; Metazoa; Chordata; Actinopteri; Salmoniformes; Salmonidae. The coding region runs from base 211 to 3423 and encodes 1070 amino acids.